Protopolystoma xenopodis is the source of this 663-nucleotide messenger RNA. The record is from the annotation of a GenBank genome assembly. Lineage: Eukaryota; Metazoa; Platyhelminthes; Monogenea; Polystomatidea; Polystomatidae.
AUGCGACUCAUGAUUUUCCGCCACUCGCGGCUCAUCACAUUUAUCAUCAUUUCCUUGAUGGGCGGCUUCUUCCUCUUAAUUUACUAUGAGAAGAAUCUCUCUGCUACCGAUCAAGAACCAAAACUCGUCGCUGGCAAACCAAAUCCUGCUAUCUUCAUGCCCUAUGCCCCAUUAUUAUUCAAGCCACCCUUGAAAAUUCCACAUGAUCCGAAGGAUGUAGGACAAAAAAGUGUAAAUUUGCGAGUUCAGGACGUCCAAUCGAAUCAAAUGAAAAUACCUGUUGGACAGGAGCUAGAACACACUGCUCAUGUAUCUAAAAGUCCUGAUAUGAAGCAUAAAGAUCCCGAGUCGAAGUUGUCUAUGAAAAUCCUCAACGCCAAUCUGUCGGCAUCAAUCGUCCAACCGAAUCUUGGUGAUAACAAAGGGAAUCGCGGCGUUCUUGACACGCCUCAACAGGUCGAGGCUGAUUCCGAGUUCGACUAUCUCCGUCCACUAGAGCCGCCAGAGAUGAGCAACGCCGAUAGCCGAGGACCUGGUAAGCACAAAGACGACGUAAUGUUACUGCCGUUAUCGAAGCCCAAUCCAUUAGCAACCAGUCCCUAUACUUUUAUACGCAUUAUUGUGACCUAUCAAAAGCCUUUUUACAAGUUCAGCAUACAUUGA